UUCAGCAGGUUUAUUAGGUCAAUUCCAUACGGUCGUGUAGAUCGGAUUAAGUAUGUCGGAAUCCGAGAAUGAUUGGCUGAAUAAUCUUAUUCGGAAAUCUGCUGAAGUACGAGAAAACGCUCACUGUCCAUACAGUAAGUUUCGAGUGGGUGCCGCUCUGUUGAGUGACGAUGGCACUGUAUAUACAGGAUGCAACGUAGAAAACGCUUGCUACCCAGUUGGAGUAUGUGCAGAACGAACAGCCAUAUGUAAGGCUGUUUCCGAAGGACAUAAAAAAUUUAAAGCCAUAGCUGUAAUAACAGAUCGCGAAGAAACAGUGACACCCUGCGGCUUAUGUAGACAAUCGUUGAGGGAGUUUCAAAUAAAAAGCAUUUAUUGCGCAAAGGCAACACCGGUGAAUGGAAAAUACGAAUAUCGCCUAUUUACAUUGGAAGAAUUAUUACCACAUUCUUUUGGCCCAGAGUAUUUAUUGUAGAUUUAUUUGUCGUUGUAGCAUUUUGUGGGGUUGGAUGGCGAACUAUUGAGAGUGUUUUAUAUAUAUUUUAACGACACCGAAUUCCCAGUCACCUGGUACGAGGUGUUGAAAUACUGUGACAUCACACACGGUGUUCAAUUUUACAACAUGGUUUGAAAUACACAAUUGUAUCCGAUAUUUUAUUUUUGAAAAAUUUAUGAGAAGGUCAUGAAAGGUAUGAUGAAUACCCCGUUUUAAGACUUCCCGACCUUUCACAUAACUUUAUUAUUUCCUUUCUGAGCUUAAGUAUAUUCUACUAUUAGAGUUUAAAUAUAUUGUGCAAGGAGAUCAUUCAA
Styela clava is the source of this 810-nucleotide messenger RNA. The record is from RefSeq and is a predicted model, not a curated record. Lineage: Eukaryota; Metazoa; Chordata; Ascidiacea; Stolidobranchia; Styelidae.